Molecule: messenger RNA, 2061 nt
Organism: Laetiporus sulphureus 93-53
Lineage: Eukaryota; Fungi; Basidiomycota; Agaricomycetes; Polyporales; Laetiporaceae
Product: WD40 repeat-like protein
Exons: 7
Coding region: 1-1635 (544 amino acids)
Cellular component (GO): mRNA cleavage and polyadenylation specificity factor complex
Molecular function (GO): protein binding
Source: RefSeq, a predicted model, not a curated record
AUGGCUAUGGCAAGGCAGUUGAUGGACGGUAAGCCCGUCAAGAAGGUCCGCCCGCGACGGACGGUGGACUACAGUGGGCCUAUGGGCAGAUGGGCAUUGUUGCGCAAGCUGCGGCCGAAUUCCACAUAUGUACCGUACUUGAGGCCUGCGCCUCCUUACAUCAUUGAUCUUUUACCUCCAAAAGCAUACCCAGAUAACCCCUCCACAUCCUUGUGCACGAAGUUUGUGCACACGUGUAUUAACAAGUACCGGUGCCCUGUGAAUUGCGUCACGUGGACACCGGAGGGCCGACGAGUGCUGACAGGCUCGACGAGCGGCGAAUUCACGCUAUGGAACGGCCUCACCUUCAACUUCGAGACGAUCCUGCAAGCGCACGACACCGCCGUGCGCGCCAUGAAGUUCACCCACGCCGGCGCAUAUCUCGUCUCUGCAGAUCAGAGUGGCAUCAUCAAGUACUUCCAGCCAAACAUGAACAACUUGACUGCGUGGACGGGACACCGGGAGGCCAUCCGAGGCCUGAGCUUCAGCCCGGACGAUCAGCGCUUUGCAACCGCUAGCGACGACUCUACAGUCAGAAUAUGGGCGUUUGAGGAGAGUCGGGAGGAGCGGGUCCUUACCGGACAUGGGUGGGAUGUCAAGUGCGUAGAAUGGCAUCCGAGCAAAGGGCUUCUGGUCUCCGGAAGCAAAGACAAUAUGAUCAAAUUCUGGGAUCCAAGGACCGGGACAGUACUGUCUACACUGCACUACCACAAGAACACCGUACAAGCCCUGGCAUGGUCCCCGAACGGCAACAUGGUCGCCAGUGCCUCCAGAGACCAGACGGUCCGAGUGUUCGACAUUCGCGCCAUGAAGGAAUUCCGCGUCCUGAAAGGGCACAAGAAGGAAGUGUGCUCCAUCACAUGGCACCCCAUCCACCCGCUCCUCGUCUCGGGAGGGUCCGAAGGCGCGAUCCUGCACUGGGACCUCUCCUCCUCCACCGAAACCACCGCGCAAAGCGCCACCCAACCCGGGGCGCGCGCGACGCUCUCGCAAGCACACGACUCGAACGUCUGGGCGCUCGCCUUCCACCCGCUCGGCCACCUCUUCGUCAGCGCCUCCAACGACCACACCACGCGCUUCUGGUGCCGCGAGCGCCCCGGCGACGCCUCCUCCGUCUUCUCCGGGGGAGGCGAAAAGCCGCCCGAGGCGGAUGGGACGGGCCAGGAGGAGGAGGAGGAGGCGAUGGUCCCUGGGUUUGGGUUCGGCGGCGGCGCAGGAGGCCCUGGCGGCGGCCCCCCUCCUGGUGGUGGCGGGGGUGGUCCCAGCUGGUGGGGAAAGACGGAGGACGGCGACCGUACGAUAUCGCAGUCGUCCUCCUUUGACGGCGGCGCGUACGCGCGCGCCAGGUUCACCGGCCCGCAGCAAUCAUCACAGCAGCAGCAGCAGCAGCAGGACAUGGGCGACGACUAUAUCCCGGGCUUUGGCGCGGCGGAUGCGGGCGUGCCGACGAGCGCGGUGGCGGGACGCCAGAGUGGCCCGCUGCCGUCGCAGGAAGAUAUGUUUGGAUCGGGCGAGCCCGAGCCCGAGCAGCGGGAGUGGCGGGGCGGUAGGGCGGGCAGAAGUACGCGUUGGGGCCCGCGGCGGGGUCGGCACUGAUGGUGGUUCUCUGUUCCCUUCCAUGUAGUAUGUUUUCCAGAAAUGAUAUCUGUGUACCGAUCUCUAGGUGUUCUGCCUUUUGUGGGCUAAGCGAGGGCACCUCUGGAAGAACCCCUCUGCUUCGAUCGCACCAGAAGCCAAUGCACUCGCAGAGUUCUUCCUGCAGACUCAGCCUGAACCUCACUCACUCGCUAGCACACCAUCGACCAGAAGGGAUAACAGUGACUCUAUAAUUGUGAAAGGAGCAGACAUUUGAGACGUGACGGGUGCGUGAUACUACUGAGGCUCGAGCAGCAGGAUGUGGGAUAUGUAUCAUGUAUGUAUGUACAGUACAGAUCAUCGAGGCCCGCGCGAGCACUGCUGCCGCAGGCGCACGACGCAUGUAGUAUGGUAAAAAAAAUCAUCGAAGCCAACUCGAAUCUGUGU